This is a messenger RNA of Anguilla rostrata (American eel), 4089 nucleotides long. Its product is annotated as rho guanine nucleotide exchange factor 19-like. NCBI's taxonomy places the organism in Eukaryota, Metazoa, Chordata, Actinopteri, Anguilliformes, Anguillidae. The transcript is spliced from 16 exons. The record is from RefSeq and is a predicted model, not a curated record. The coding region runs from base 156 to 3068 and encodes 970 amino acids. Gene Ontology annotation, molecular function: protein binding; guanyl-nucleotide exchange factor activity. Gene Ontology annotation, biological process: activation of GTPase activity; regulation of actin cytoskeleton organization.
GUUCAUUUGCUUUUUGACAGGUGAAUGGUGUGUUUGGAAUUAUUGAGUGUACAUCAAAACAGAGAAGAUUACCUGUAUGAAGUAGAAAGCAGGACCUGGUCUUGUGACCUAAAGGUCACAGGUUCGAUUUCCAGCUCCCGUGUGACCGUUCAGCCAUGCUCCCUGGAUAUGGAUUCUCCCCUUUCCCUGACUUCCAGCCUCACCUGCACGCCUUUCUCUGCCGCGGAAACAGCCCCGACAUGUGGAUCCCGGGCUCACCCGAGUCCCAGGCUCUGACGGAGGCCCGCAAGGACAGGCCGUACCUGCGGCCCCGCCACCACGUGGCCGUGUGCCAGGAGGAGUCGCUGGCCUUCUUCGACCUGCCCGACCCCGGCUUCGGCGGCCUGGGCUUCCCCCCGCCGGUCCGGCGACCUCUGACCCCUCUGCCGGUCCGACGACCGUUGACCCCUCCGCCCGAGUCCGGGCCGGUGGGCUGGGCGGACCGCGGGGUCGCGAGGGCGGACGAGGGCGCGGGCCGCGGGCCGCGUGGCGGCGGCGCUGCUAGCGAGGACGCACGAGACGGUGAGGAAUCCGGAAACGCCCCCGCCGCCGUCUCUCUCUUCCUCCCUCCUCCCGCGUCCCUCCUCCUCUCCCUCCCGCUCUCCCCCCGUCUGUCCGGCGACAGGGAGUCCUUCCGCUCCCGGCGGUCCCGUUCGUCCACCUCCUCUUCCUCCCUGGGCUCAGAGGCGCAGAGCGCGGACGCGUGUCCCCUGCAGAGGCGAACCUCACAGGCCUACCUCAAGGAGAAGACCAUCCGGCGCAAGAUGAGGGUGUAUUCUCCUGAGAGUCUGAGCGACGAGUCUCUCAGCAGCCCCGGUAUGGACAAUGAGUUCCUCUUCCCAGGGCCGUGUGAAACCUUUUCAGAGGAGGAGGAGGAGGAGGAAGAGGAUGAAGAGGAGUUGGUCUCCCCGGAACUGUAUACUGCCCUAUGCACACCUCCUCCAGCAGGGGGUGCCAGAGAGCCUCGAGCAGAACUGUACUCGAAAGCGCCUGUGCUGGCUUGUGGGGCCGUUGCGGACAGAAAGAGGGGAGACGAGGCGGAGGGGGCAGAGGGGGCAGAGGGUGCAGAGGGGGCAGAGGGGGGCGAGGGUGCCGGAACGUCGGAGAGCCCGGUGCCCCCGGCCUCCCAGCCCCGCGCGGCGGACCAGGAGCGGCGGCGGUUCUCCGCCUCGGAGCUGAUCUCGCGGCUGCAGCUGUCCCAGCGGAAGAGCUCCUUCGCCCUGAGGCUGGGCAAGUCGCUGUCCGCCCGCGUGGCGUCGCGCGACCGCCAGGCUCCGCGCAGCCUCAGCCCCGAGCCAAAGCCCAGCCACAGACAUCGUAGGUCAGUGGCGUCCACUGAUGUUGGCUCCCAGAGUCCUGUGGGAACUGGCCCAUCGCUGCCCUCUGUUGACAGCAACAUGUCAUUACAUCGGCGGUGCCCCAGACUAAGUGUCAGAAAGGACUCCAUAGAGGAGGAUGUGUGUGCCACGCCCAGUCUCACCUGCAGCAGUCGCUUGUCCCGGUUCCUCCCCACCUCGAUGCUGUACCAGGAGUACAGCGAUGUGGCCAUCAACAGAGAAAUCCUGCGACAGCAAGGGGCGGAGCCUAACGCGGAGGAGGCGGGGCAAGGGGAGGCCACGCCCCCCGGCAGCCUGUCUCCGACCAGCUCGUUCCGCUCGUCGCAGGGCUCCAUCUUCUCCCUGUGGCAGGACAUCCCGGACGUGCGCACCAGCGGGCAGCUGCACUCCUUCAGCGACGAGGAGCGCAAGCUGCAGGAGGCCAAGUUUGAGCUGGUGACGUCGGAGGCUUCGUACGUGCGGAGCCUGGCCAUCGUGCUGGAGCACUUCAUGCUCUCCCAGGAGCUCAGCGACUGCAUGGGGGCGCAGGAGAGGCAGUGGCUCUUCUCCAAGCUGCCCGAUGUGAAGGACGUGAGCGAGCGCUUCCUGCAGGACCUGGAGCACCGUCUGGAGGAGGACAUUCUCCGCUUUGACGUGUGCGACAUCGUGCUGGCGCACUGCCCCGCCCUCAGCAGGGUCUACCUGCCCUACGUGACCAACCAGGCCUACCAGGAGCAGACCUACCAGCGCCUGCAGCAGGAGAACCCCCGUUUCCGCGGGAUACUGGCGCGCCUGGAGGAGGACCCCAUCUGUCAGCGCCUCCCGCUCGCCUCCUUCCUGAUCCUCCCUUUCCAGAGGAUCACGCGCCUCAAGAUGCUGGUGGAGAACAUCCUGAAGAGGACAGCACCAGGCUCACGGGAUGAAGACACGGCCACCAUGGCAUUUAAUGAGCUGAAAAAGCUCAUAAAGGAAUGUAACUCCAGUGUUCAGUCGAUGAAGAGGAUGGAGGAGCUCAUUCAUCUCAAUAAGAAAAUCCACUUUGAGGGCAAGAUUUUCCCUCUCAUAUCCCAGUCUCGGUGGCUGGUGAAGCACGGAGAACUGCUGGAGGUUGACACUCAGACUAUGAGCAUUUCCGGGUCAAAAUUCAAGCUGCCCACCCGGCCGGUGUACUUGCACCUGUUCAACGACUGCCUUCUUCUGUCAAGGAGGAAGGACGUGUGGCGAUUCGCGGUGUUCGUGCACGCCAAGAUCGGCGAGCUGAAGGUGAAGGACCUGAGCCAGAAGCUGCAGGGCGUCUCGGGCUUCAUCUUCCACCUGCAGCUGUGCGAGGGGGCGCUGCUCAAGCACCAGAUCCUGCUCAAGGCCCACACGGAGAGCGAGAAGCAGAGGUGGAUCGCGGCCAUGUUUCCCGCGGAGAAGGACGGCGGCAAGCGGAUCAGCGUAGACGAGGACAUCUCCCAGGUUUUGUGUAUUAAGUGCUACCAGGCGCAGGAGCACGACGAGCUAACGCUGGAGAAGGCCGAUAUCCUUCAAGUCAAGACCAUCACAAGCGACGGGUGGGUGGAAGGGGCGCGGCUGUCGGACGGGGAGCAGGGCUGGUUCCCCAGGGCCCACGUGGAGGAGAUCGCGAGCCGCGGAGCGCGCCUGCGCAACCUGCGCGAGAACGACCGCGUCAAGUGCGCCACGCGGAAGCUGGCGGAGGAGCGGCCGUAGCCGCCCUGCAGGGGGCGCUGUCCCGCCUGUCUGCGCUCGCACACGUGUGUCGGGAGGACGCCUGUGACACAUUAACGCACCAUGACAUUCCCGAGCCGUGCUCUCUGUCCAGGAAACGCACCUGCACGUGGGGGGACCCUGUAAAUAUCCUGUACUUUUUGGGGGGGAGCACGCUGAACGGGCCUGACUCUCCAGCACUGGUGAUGAUGGGCGUCGGUUUGGAGACCUGGGCCCUGAUGCCACCUUUCCGCACUCAUACAGUCAGAUAAGCUUGUUUCCGUGUCCCAAGGUUCAGACUUGGCCGACUGGCAAUUCUGGUAGAGGCCAGAGGGGCCACUUUUGGGCCUCGAUCGCAAUCUCCCGUUUCCCCCCCACGAUCUGCACUGGGCCAGGCAAGGCCAAAACCGAAUUUUGCUCCCGGCCUGGCCCGGCCCGGCCCUGCCCGUUACCCUUGAACAAUCGGGUCAGUCUCUGGGGGAGGAGUUAAUCCAUGUGGGGUUCACGUGCAUUUUGGGGAGGAGCGUCAACAUUCCUCACUUUCAGUCGACCCCCGAUUCAGCACAUUAAUAUUUCUGACUUAGUCCUGAGAGCACAUUAAAUAUUUUGUUUAAUCUAAAUAUUACAUUUUGGUAGAUUUUAAGUACAUUAAUUUAAUUUUUUAUUUCUAUUUUUACUUUUUUGUUGUUGCAGAAAUGGUGUGCUAGUUUGCAUUCUCCUUAAUCUUCUUCCUUUAUGGAGGCUGCAAUAAUGGUUUAAGGGGGAAUAAAUAAUUGCAGGAUUGAUACAUCAUGGAGUGGAUUAUCUUUCAGCCUGUAAUUUAUAUCCCCGUUAUUUAUUAAUGCUACAGUCAUAUAUGAAUAAAUUACAGCCAUUCGUCUAAAAAAAACCUGUUUGUUGGAAAGCACUACAAAGAGAUUAUUAAUAUGACCAGUAUGUUUUAAACUGUUUUAAACAAGUGUGGGUAGACAGAUUCUCAACAGAUAUGUCAUAAUUUUAAAUAAAUACAGAUGAUGUUAUUUGA